This is a messenger RNA of Acipenser ruthenus (sterlet), 804 nucleotides long. Its product is annotated as sorting nexin-24. The transcript has 7 exons. NCBI's taxonomy places the organism in Eukaryota, Metazoa, Chordata, Actinopteri, Acipenseriformes, Acipenseridae. The record is from RefSeq and is a predicted model, not a curated record. Gene Ontology annotation, molecular function: phosphatidylinositol phosphate binding. Bases 194 to 715 code for a protein of 173 amino acids.
UGUUGUCUGCUCAGCUGGGUGGCAGUCAUGUGACUAGACACGUGAACAGAGUUUUUUCGCAAUGGCUUUCUGCAGCUAAGAAUGCUCGGUUGUUUUUUGUUUGUGAAACACUCAAGACUCGACAUUUUAUUUUUAUUUUUAUCAAGUUAUUCUAAAGUACGUUUUGCUACCUGGUUUUGAAUUUGCAGGCAAUAUGCACUCCCUGAUGGUGCGUAUCCCGUCCUUCAGAUUUGAGGACAGUGCCAUGGAGAAAGGAUAUACGGUAUUUAAAAUUGAUGUGCUGACGAGCGGAAGACAGCACUCAGUUGAGAAGCGCUACAGCGAAUUCCACUCACUACAUAAAAAGCUGAAGAAGUUUAUUAAAGCACCUGAAAUGCCCUCCAAGCACGUGAGAAACUGGGUUCCCAAAGUGCUGGAGCACCGAAGACUUGGACUGGAAAUAUACCUGCAGACAAUAAUUAUGGAGAAUGAAGUUCUGCCGAAGAUAUUCCUUGAAUUUUUAAAUAUCCGUCACUUUCCUUCAUUACCAAAAACAGAGAGUUGUGGAUCCUUUGAUGAAACUGAAUCAGAAGAAUCGAGUAAACUGUCCCACCAGCCGGUGCUUCUGUUCCUGAGGGAUCCAUAUGUCUUGCCUGCAGCCGAUGAUACUUUUCCAAAUGUAGUUAUUGAAGGAGUCGUUCAUGGGAUGUUUUACCCUCACAUUCAGCCAUGGUAGACAAAGUAAUAAUAGAACAGAAUGGACAGUUUUGCAGAAAUAACUGGUGAAAAAAGGGAUUCAGAAGAUAACAAAAAGGGGUUUUACAG